CGCGCUGUGGGCCGUUAGCUGUCAGAAGCCUAGCAGCGGGUGGCAGGGAUCCGACGUCGGUGCCGGGACUCACUCAGCUGUCUGAGCCCCGCGCAGCGACAACCCGGAUAAGCACCGCGAGGCCCCGGCUGCCUGCCAGGUCACAGAGUCGAGCGGGGACCUCUGAGGCCGCUCAGGCAAGAUGGGGAACCGAGAGAUGGAAGAGCUGAUCCCGCUGGUGAACCGUCUGCAAGAUGCCUUCUCGGCGCUGGGACAGAGCUGUCUGCUGGAGCUGCCGCAGAUCGCCGUGGUGGGCGGCCAGAGCGCUGGCAAGAGCUCUGUGCUCGAGAACUUCGUGGGCAGGGAUUUUCUUCCUCGAGGCUCCGGCAUCGUAACCAGGCGACCUCUUGUACUCCAGCUUGUUACCUCCAAAGCAGAAUAUGCUGAAUUUCUACAUUGCAAAGGAAAAAAAUUCACAGAUUUUGAUGAUGUUCGACAUGAAAUCGAGGCAGAAACAGACCGAGUGACAGGGAUGAAUAAAGGGAUCUCGUCUAUACCCAUCAACCUACGAGUGUACUCUCCGCACGUGUUAAAUCUAACGCUCAUCGACUUGCCUGGAAUAACGAAAGUGCCCGUGGGAGACCAGCCACCAGAUAUUGAGUAUCAGAUCAGAGAUAUGAUUAUGCAGUUCAUCACCAGGGAGAACUGUCUGAUCCUGGCCGUCACCCCAGCCAACACAGAUCUCGCAAACUCGGAUGCGCUGAAGCUAGCCAAAGAAGUUGAUCCUCAAGGUCUGAGGACCAUUGGUGUCAUCACCAAGCUGGAUCUCAUGGAUGAAGGCACGGAUGCCCGGGAUGUGCUGGAGAACAAGCUGCUGCCUCUGCGCAGGGGCUACGUGGGGGUGGUCAACAGGAGCCAGAAGGACAUAGACGGGAAGAAGGACAUCAAGGCGGCCAUGCUGGCGGAGAGGAAGUUUUUCCUUUCUCAUCCGGCUUAUAGACAUAUCGCUGACCGUAUGGGGACCCCACACCUCCAGAAGGUCCUGAACCAGCAACUUACCAACCAUAUUCGAGACACCCUGCCCAACUUCCGGAACAAACUACAGGGACAGCUGCUCUCCAUAGAACAUGAAGUAGAAGCCUACAAAAACUUCAAACCGGAAGACCCCACGAGGAAGACCAAAGCUCUGCUGCAGAUGGUCCAACAGUUCGCUGUGGACUUUGAGAAGCGAAUCGAAGGGUCGGGGGAUCAAGUAGACACCUUAGAGCUCUCUGGCGGUGCUAAGAUCAAUCGCAUUUUCCACGAGCGCUUUCCUUUUGAGAUAGUGAAGAUGGAGUUCAAUGAGAAGGAACUGAGAAGAGAAAUAAGCUAUGCAAUCAAAAACAUACAUGGCAUCAGGACAGGGUUGUUUACUCCGGACAUGGCAUUUGAAGCAAUAGUCAAAAAGCAGAUAGUAAAGCUGAAAGGGCCAUCCCUGAAGAGCGUGGACCUGGUCAUGCAGGAGCUGAUCAACACCGUGAAGAAGUGUACCAAGAAACUGGCCAACUUCCCCAGACUUUGUGAGGAGACAGAAAGGAUUGUUGCUAACCACAUCCGUGAGCGAGAAGGGAAGACCAAGGAUCAGGUCCUGCUAUUGAUCGACAUUCAAGUCUCUUACAUCAACACCAACCACGAAGAUUUCAUCGGCUUUGCAAAUGCUCAGCAGAGGAGCAGUCAGGUUCACAAGAAAAGCACACUUGGAAAUCAGGGAACCAAUCUUCCGCCUUCAAGGCAAAUUGUGAUUCGUAAGGGCUGGCUGACCGUCAGCAACAUUGGCAUCAUGAAAGGAGGCUCGAAGGGCUACUGGUUUGUCCUCACUGCAGAAAGCUUGUCCUGGUAUAAGGAUGAUGAGGAGAAAGAAAAGAAAUACAUGCUUCCACUGGACAACCUGAAGGUGCGGGAUGUGGAGAAGGGCUUCAUGUCCAGCAAGCACGUCUUCGCGCUCUUUAACACGGAACAAAGGAAUGUAUACAAAGACUAUCGCUUCCUGGAGUUGGCCUGUGAUUCCCAGGAGGAUGUGGACAGCUGGAAGGCAUCUCUGCUAAGAGCUGGCGUCUAUCCAGAUAAGUCUUUAGCUGAAAAUGAUGAAAAUGGCCAAACAGAAAACUUUUCCAUGGACCCACAGUUGGAGAGGCAAGUGGAAACCAUACGCAACCUAGUAGACUCCUACAUGUCAAUAAUCAACAAGUGCAUCCGAGACCUAAUUCCAAAAACAAUAAUGCACCUUAUGAUCAAUAACGUUAAAGACUUCAUCAACUCUGAGCUCCUAGCACAACUAUAUUCUUCGGAGGACCAAAACACUCUGAUGGAAGAGUCUGCUGAGCAGGCUCAGCGCCGGGAUGAGAUGCUCCGAAUGUACCAAGCCCUGAAAGAAGCCCUUGUGAUCAUUGGUGACAUCAACACGGCCACUGUGUCCACCCCAGCCCCUCCUCCAGUAGAUGACUCCUGGCUCCAGUAUUCCCGCAGGUCACCUCCUCCAAGCCCCACCACCCAAAGAAGGCCGACUCUAAAUGCUCCCCUCACCAGACCCACAUCUGGCCGUGGACCAGCUCCUGCCAUUCCCUCUCCAGGCCCCCACUCGGGCGCCCCCCCAGUCCCAUUCCGCCCUGGCCCGUUGCCUCCUUUUCCCAACAGCAGUGACUCCUUCGGGACCCCUCCGCAAGUUCCGUCCAGGCCCACAAGGGCACCCCCCAGUGUUCCAAGCCGGAGGCCACCCCCAUCACCAACUCGUCCCACCAUAAUCCGUCCACUAGAAUCCUCUCUGUUAGACUAAAUGAAGUGUCUGGCUUGGCAAUUAAUCACUAAUGACUUAUGCAAAAGCAACAUACUCGGUAACCUUUGCAGUCAACCAUGAGUAGUCGCAUGUAUGGACAUCCAUAGGCAAGUAGCCAGUUUUACUAAUGUAUUCAUCACUCAUCUUCAUUGCUCAUGGUACGUCAGACCUUUGGGGUUUGACUGAAAAACUGCUAACCCGUAGAGAGGUUUACUAUGUUGUAUUGACCAAGGUCGUUGUGGAUAGCAGUCCUAUACUUUGGUACCAUUUAUCUAUCCAACAUAUGUUUGAAGUUGCUCUGUAAGCGUUUUCUACACUGUCUACAGAGAAGCUUAGAGCAAUUCUUAACAGAUAUAAAAGAGUGAGCUUAGAGCCACACAAAUUUUCCCACACGUUGUUUAGAAUGACAGAAAUUCUAUUGUCUGAUAUUAAUGCCGCCACCUGCGCCAUAAAUGCUUACUAAGACUUCUUUUCCUACUUAUGUCAUAGGACUGUUAGGAAGCAAGAUCUUAAACUUAGGAUUGCUUAAGAUGGAAGCUUUUCAGGGGCAUGAGGCAGUUUGCAGAGGAAAGUCUACAGGGUUUGCUCCUGGUGCCAGUGUGUUUGUUUCAUGCUAGCUAAAAGCACAAUCAACAGUGAAGCAAAGCUUGAGUUUUUUGGUCAUCAGUUGAUAAAUUUGGCUACUUUCAGAGUUCAAGGAAGAAGCAAAAAUAUCAGCAUUCUAAAAGUAUCUGGGAUAAUAUAUUAUUUUCUCAUAUAUCUACCUACUUGUAGGAAGGCUGACAUUGAAAAUGUUUAAUUUUCCAAUUGACUGGGGGGACAUGGAUAACUAACUCCAUUUAGCUAUUAUCAUCAUCACAUCAUCAUCAUUAUUAUUAGCUAGAGCAAAAUUACAUGUAUGCUAAGACAUGAUUCCUAUGCUUUACAUAUAAAUUAUUAUGCAAGCAUACCUUUAAAGUUACUUUAAUGUCUCUACCCAUUCCAGACUCUCUUAAAUCUUGCAGAUUAAUAUGACACAAUUGCAUUGAAAACAUGGUCCCUAGUAUGAAAAGAAAUUCAUUUGAGAUGCCACAGUUUAGGAGCACUGCUCAUAUGUUUACUGAUGCCUUGCUUCUGAAAAUGCCUUUGCAAUACUGAGCUGCAAAACAAGUUUGCAAACUCUAGCAUUUCUAACAUUUACCAGAGCAGCCUAGCCUAGAGGUUACUAGUUCAACCUUGAAGUUCAGUUUUGGACUACCCACAAGCAGAUGAUUAACCUAUAGGAAGUAGCUAGAAGCCAAAUGGAAUUCUGUCUGCUAACUGCUCCCAGACUACAGGGCGAGCAUUCACUGAAUUGUGGUGUCCAGUGACAUUAUUCCAUAUUCACAGAAGUAAAUCAGGUUUUACUGACUGCAGUGUCUCCCUUUGAAGGCAGCAAACAUGAUUUGUAUGUGAACUUCACUUUAAUUUCCUGUGCAGUUUCUAACCAAAGCAAGAAGCUAUAAAGUAUGACAUAAAAAAACUUUUAACCAUUAUUUUUGCUUAAAAAAAAAAAGGAAAUUUCCAAAUUCAAUGACACUAUAUUGAACUUAUUCUAAUGGGUUAUAUCCCACUUAUAAUUGGCUAAAUUUAGAGAAUCUGAGACAUACAAAGGGGGUAAUUUCAACCUUUAAGUGACAUAGAAUAUUACCGCUCUAAUUUCUCAAACAUUUAUCCAUAGAAAAAAAUGUGAAUGGAACUCAUAUACAAGAUGUACAUUGUCUUUGAAAACAGUGUCCCAAAUAAAUGGAAAAACCUUUCAGCAAACCUUCAUAACUGAACAGCUGAUGGGCAGUGAGGUCUUCUCACAACACUCCCUCCAUUUAGGCUUCCCUUCGCUUCUUCCUUUGAGCUCUCUAAAAUGGGCAGCUAAGGAAUUACAUACUUCAAGGUCUGGCUCCAUUCAUACUGUGGUUUUGCAUCUUGCUGUAUUUCAAAUUUUUUCCUUCUGUUAGAGGAAAAUAUUGCAGAAAACCACUGGUGUGUUCUCAGAUCAGCACAAACCAGUGUCAAGGAAAAUUGGGGAUUUGUCUCUCCACGUUUCUUCCCACUGAUCUUAGACAGUAGUAGAUGACAGUAUUUGUCACCUUUGGCUUUUGCUUCUUGAGCCACAGAUGCCCUGUCCCAAAUGUCUCCCUUCGUCUGGACAGUUUUGUCCUCUCUGCCACUGUGUUGUAUCUGGUGGCACCCAAAACCCCCUAUCCCACUCCCACCUCAGAA
Molecule: messenger RNA, 5029 nt
Organism: Acomys russatus (golden spiny mouse)
Lineage: Eukaryota; Metazoa; Chordata; Mammalia; Rodentia; Muridae
Gene: Dnm3
Product: dynamin 3
Exons: 21
Coding region: 182-2791 (869 amino acids)
Cellular component (GO): microtubule; cytoplasm; membrane
Molecular function (GO): GTP binding; microtubule binding; GTPase activity
Source: RefSeq, a predicted model, not a curated record